UCUGAUGAAUCUCAUUCAUGCCAGAAAGUGAUUCCUUUAACAGUCUCAAAAAGCAUUUUCCAAUCAUUUGUUUUAUUUCCAAGAUAAUUACCCCUGUAUUUCAAGACUUUGGCUUUGUCACCUGUCUUUUUGUAUGGUUUUGUAAAAUGUUGUGUGGCACAGAAAUGAAAUGAGCACAGGUAUAUGCUAUUGUGGUCAAGGGGUCAUUUUUCUGCAGUCUCAUGACCAUGACUCCAGUUCGCUUUUUGUGUGACGCCCCCCAAAUCUAUGAAGUGUGUUUGCAUGUUCCACUCUGUGAGUGGCGGGGACGAGGAGGUGGGAAUGCGAGACUGGAAAGGCGAAGGACCUGUGCAGCUACCGAAUUGGACAAAUGGUUUACGGCUUCGUUUUCUUGUGUGAUCACUGCAGAUAAAUCUUGGAUAUGUCUAAUAGUUAACAAUAUCUUAUUUUUUUCCCCAUCUCCCUUUAUUUAUUCCAAUAUUCGUGGAAGACACCACGGACAAACCACUGGACACUGGGGCUCCGGUCAGCUCGCAUUGCAUUGGGUAUAAAGGUGGCAGAGAGGAUCAUGGGAAUAUAACAGCUGUCAGAGAGUUGGGAUUGGCUAACUGACAGCUGGACUGCUGUCACCGCUCUAACCUUGGCAUUGCCCUGCCAUCUCCCACCCCCACCCAGUAUGUCAGAUACCCUGGACAUGUCUGGCCCUUCCUCUCCAGAGCAGCAGAGAGCCAAUAGGAUCCUCAGUGAGCCUCUAAGACGAAGCCUGAAGCGCUCUCAUCCCUGCUCCUUCUCUGAGUAUCUCAACAACACUAACAGACUAUCCCACCGCCAUAGCUCCAGUAGUAUGGGUGUCAGGGGCCUCCUCCAUCCCACUGCAGCCCAGCACAGACCAACCCAGCCCAGGCAGACCAAGCCUCGCCGGGCCCACUCCUCCAACAUAGACCUCUGGGACUCCCCCAGUGGUCUUCACCUGGCACAUGCUGCAGAGCUGCUGAUGAGGGCUGGGGCCUUGACACUGACUCCCACACCCAGGGACCAGGGCCCUCCAGGCGGGCUGGGGGCCGGGGAAGCUGGGGUGGAAGGGGAGGAGAUGGAGGGUGGGUCCGGGGCUGAAGGGGACAGCACGGGUUGUGUGACAGACUUCCUCCCACUGCUUGGCUGCUCCUGGUUCCCCUUGAACCCAGGCCUGUUUGCUCUGAUGGCAGGGGGAGGGGGGUUCCUGACUAGUGGUGGAGGGUCAAUGGGGAUAGCUGGCAUUGGGGAGGGUGUGGAGGUGUUGCGAGGCGAGAGCUCGUCCCCUGGCGGCGGGGGGGGAGCUGGGAGAAGGAAGAGGAAGCGAUGCGGGGAGUGUGUGCCGUGUCGACGUACAGGGAACUGUGAAGAGUGCAGCGCCUGCCGCAACCGCAAGACUGGACACCAGAUCUGCAAGUACAGGAAGUGUGAGCAGCUGAAGAAGAAGGCAGCCACCGGGUUCGAGAAGAUGGUGUUUCCAUCAGGAGCAGCAUUUCCAUGGCUACAAUAGGAUUCCGUCUAUUUGGAAUGUGAUCAUGAACAUUGGCACUCUGGACCUACAAAGAAAGUCAAUUCAGCUGUUCUUGUUAGAUUGGCUUGGAGAGUACAGAACCUUCGACAAUCAGAAGUAUGAAGAUGAAAACCCAAUGAAGAAAAGAUAAGUCAUACCAAUGGAUUUAGAUAUUGUUGAGCAAACAUGAAGCACAGAGUAUUGUAUAUGAAUAGAAAAUGUUAUUCCUUUUUAUAUUCCAUUUUUGGAACAUUCUGUCAUCGAAGCUUCUGACCUGGACGUUUCCGUAUAAGCCAAACCAAGAAGGACAGACUGGUCAUAAUAUGAUGUUUAUGUUUGUUUUUCUAUUCAUGUCAUAGUUAAUAAAAUAAUGACUAGUAGAUGUACUUAGGUCAUGAUUAGUGUCCAGUUCUUACAUCUCUACGGUCUGCCUUCUGAAUAAAGACAAGGAAACUGCCUGUCUACAGUA
Molecule: messenger RNA, 1991 nt
Organism: Salmo salar (Atlantic salmon)
Lineage: Eukaryota; Metazoa; Chordata; Actinopteri; Salmoniformes; Salmonidae
Cellular component (GO): nucleus
Molecular function (GO): zinc ion binding; methyl-CpG binding
Source: RefSeq, a predicted model, not a curated record